This is a messenger RNA of Closterium sp. NIES-67, 1706 nucleotides long. The record is from the annotation of a GenBank genome assembly. NCBI's taxonomy places the organism in Eukaryota, Viridiplantae, Streptophyta, Zygnematophyceae, Desmidiales, Closteriaceae.
AAACCAAAACCAACCAGCCGUCGGGCCGGCAGCCCACCGGACCUGACGGCCGUCAGCUGUCGAGCUGAGGACAGUGCAGCAUUUAGCGUCGAACCGAGCCAAGCCGGCGCCGUCUUUUGCGACAUAACGCGCGUCAGCGCAGCAGUAUCAUGCAGUCCGCGUUAGCGGAAGUAAUCUCGUUCUGAGCCGACUCGAAACGAAAUUGCUAGCAAGCGCGUCAGCGCAGCAUUACCCGCCAGUCCGCGUUAGCGGAAGGUCUAGGAACUGCCCUCUCACCCACGCACCACGCGAAUCGCGAGGCUCUGGAAGACUCGUGCAAUCUCCUACUAAUUCACGCCGGCACUUUUAUUUUUGAGGCGCCUAGAAAAUAGACUCCUUUUUUUCCCCGGCACAUCUAGUAGGCGUUUUCGCGAACGAUGUUAAAAUUCAUCAGUAAGGGCUUUUCCGGCCCUAGCAGACAAAAGAAAGGCGGCUCGCAAGCCACGGAUAGUCCUUCCGGCUCGAGUCUCGUAGCGUUCUCUUAUAAGGAGCUCUUAGCCGCUACUAAUAAGUUCCACUCGAGCCGCGUGUUGGGGGAGGGAAGCUUCGGGAAGGUUUACCGGGGGAAGGUGUCUGGAGUAAGAGCGGAAGUUUGGCAGGAGGAUAGUAACGAGGGGGCCAGUAAAGGGGAUGGCAGUGAAGCGAAUGCUAGUAACGGGGAUGCUGAUAAAGGGGAUGCUGGUAAAGCGAAGGCCAGUAAACCGGAUAAACGAGAGGUGGCGAUUAAAGUGCUUCACGAGGACAGCAUUCAAGGAGUGACGGAGUGGAUGGCCGAGAUCCUGCUGCUGGGGAGGCUGAGACACCCGAACCUGGUGAACCUUAUCGGGUACUGCUCCCAAAAGAACCAGGCCAUGCUGGUGUAUGCGCUCAUGCCGCACGGAGGGCUGGACACGUGGCUGCUGCAAGACUCAACUCGGCCUGUGCUGACGUGGCAGCAAAGAAUCCUGAUUGCACUUGGGGCAGCCAGGGGCUUGGCGUACCUGCAUGGGGCGAACAUCAUUCACCGGGACCUCAAGUCGUGCAACAUACUGCUGGACGAGACUUUGGAACGGCACGAGCUGAACACGCUUCUGCAUCCUCACAUGUGUGCCAGGCUGACUGACUUUGGAAUGGCAAGGGCGGGGCCAGAGGAGGGGAAUACGCACGUAUCAACGCAAAUAAAGGGGACAUUGGGUUAUCUAGACCCCGAAUACAUGGACACUGGUCACUUGGCCCCCAGCAGUGACAUGUACUCUCUAGGAGUCAUCUUGCUUGAGCUCCUAACAGGCCGCCCUCCAGUUGAGCCCGAUUCGUCCACUUUCCUAGUCUACCAAAUCCGACCCUACUUCGACAAACGUGAGCCGAGAAUAGACGAGUUCAUAGAUCCGAGGUUGGAAGGCAGGUUUGGGAGAAAGUCGGCGGUAGGGUUGGCGGUUUUGGCAAGGCACUGCUUGAAUGAUAUGCGGAGCAAGAGACCUGAAGCGGAUGUGCUUGUAGAGAGGUUGAAGGAUUUGGAGAAUGUUGUAAUGAAUGAGUGUGUAGGGGGCGGAACUGGUUGAAGGAUAAGAUUUAAGAUUUGUCUAAGACAUACAUUCUGGUUUGUGUUGCUUCAAUAGUUGCAUCAUGAUGUAUGCUAGCUAAGUGUAUAAUAUUGUAUUUCUGACUACCAGUAAAUAAUAAGUUGGUGC